GGUGUUUUCAUACCCUGAACGCGACACGACGCAUGGACCGCCGUACAGCAGGCCCGCCCAGCGGGACUCCCGAGGCAGCGCGCAUGUAACGAGUAACGAGUAACUGAGUCGAUCCUUCCGAGCCGCUCUGGUCCAAAAUAGACGCACGACGCGGCCAGCGCGCCGCCCUCUGCAGCCCGCGGGAGCGUCACGUCAUCCAGCGCCUCGCUCGGGAAAUUCGAACACAAGAGCCUUCAAACAAGCGACACGCAUCUCUCUGAUCCAAGGUCACACCGAGCCGGCAUCCUGCACGCGCGCGCACGCACGCACACACACACACACGCGCGCGCGUCAUCAUCCCACCUCGAAAGUGAAUAGUCAGCGUUGGUGGUGGGCCAGUGAUGCCGCCCCCGUCCACCAGUUCCCCCGCCGUGCCUCCGCCAGACGGCGGCUGGGGGUGGGCCGUGGUGCUGGCGUCUUUCAUCUCCAUAGGCUUCUCGUACGCUUUCCCCAAGGCCAUCACCGUCUACUUCAAAGACAUCCAGAUCAUCUUUGACUGUUCCUACAGUCAGAUCGCAUGGAUCUCCUCCAUCAUGCUAGCGGUCAUGUAUGCUGCAGGUCCCAUCAGCAGCAUACUGGUCAACACUUACGGCUGCAGGCCCGUUGUCAUGAUGGGCGGCUGUCUCUGUGCCACUGGCAUGAUCCUAUCUUCCUUCUGUAACAGCGUGGUGCAGCUUUACCUCUGCAUUGGGGUCAUAGGUGGACUUGGACUAGCCUUCAACCUGCAGCCAGCCCUGACUAUGAUAGGCAGAUACUUCUGUAAGAAGCGUCCCAUUGCCAACGGACUGGCGAUGGCAGGCAGUCCCGUGUUCCUCAGCACCCUGGCUCCUCUCAACCAGUACCUCUUCAACCAGUUUGGCUGGAGAGGCAGCUUCCUCAUCCUGGGUGGCCUGCUAUUGAACUGCUGCGUGGCCGGGUCCCUCAUGAGGCCCCUGGGGCCGCCGCAAGGCAAGCUCAAGAAGGACGAAGAGUUAGCCGCCAUAACCACCUCCACGAAAGAGAAGCGAACCGCCUGGCAAACAUUCAACAAGUACCUGGACCUGUCCCUCUUCAAGCAUCGCGGCUUCCUCAUUUACCUCUCGGGCAAUGUCAUCAUGUUCCUGGGCUUCUUCGCACCCAUUGUCUUCCUCGCGGCCUACGCCAAGGACAUGGGCGUGGAUGAGUACUCGGCUGCCUUCCUGCUCUCCGUUCUGGCUUUCGUCGACAUGUUUGCCAGGCCCUCCAUGGGGCUGCUGGCCAACUCGCGCUGGGUCCGGCCCCACAUCCAGUACUUCUUCAGCUUUGCAGUGCUGUACAAUGGAGUGUGCCACAUCCUUUGCCCACUGGUGGAAAGCUACACCGGUCUGGUGGUGUAUGCGAUGUUCUUCGGCUUUGCUUUUGGCAUGGUCAGCUCCGUGCUGUUUGAAACGCUGAUGGACCUUGUUGGGCCUCAGAGGUUUUCCAGUGCUGUGGGACUCACCACCAUCGUGGAGUGCUGCCCGGUCCUCAUCGGUCCUCCUCUAGCAGGGAAACUGGUCGAUCUCACAAACAACUACAAGUACAUGUAUUUCUGCUGUGGCGCAGUAGUGAUCCUGGCCAGCAUUUGGCUCUUUAUCGGGAACUUCAUUAACUACAGGCUCCUGGAGCGUGAGCGCAAGUGUGCAGAGAUGUACAAACCGACUGAGACAGAAGAUCCAGACAAAGUUCUGGGUCAGAAGGCGGCCGACGGGGAGGCGCAGGCGUCGGAGGAAAAGGGCGACGAACCAAUGCAACGGGAAACCAACAUCUAGACCCCUCUGCGCAGCCAACAGCUCACCCUCCCCUCCGCGACAACCUCGCAACACACUCCACCACGAUCAAACCAGGCCAAGCCUAGAGGUGCCUCUAUUUGUGGUCCUCUGCACUUCUGUGAAACUGCAACUGCCAAAGGAACGACUGCAGGAGGCUGCGAGGCUCAAUAUCUGUUUGUUGUUUGUUAAAGAGCUGCGACUAUAACAGGAAUGUUAACCACAGAGAAAUGUUUAAGAUAUUGCAUGCAUAUGGGGAAACCAAGUCAAAAAACUGAAUGGGAAACAGUGUAGUAAUAUGUACUUCAAUAUGUGUUUUGCCGCGUUCACCUCAUAUCGGAUUUACUGUCAAAAGAAAUUUGUAUCAAAACCUGAGAGCGGAAACCACGGAUGUUACAGAUGAUUAGAAAAUUGAUUUCUUUGGCUGAUAUGAGUUAUAUCGUUGUCCCAACAAGUUCAACAACAAUAUUUAAGCUGUAGUAACAUCCCUUUCUUCCCGGGUCAGUCUUCCUAUAUGACGUGAAUGCAGCAUCAGCGCGCUGCCAAACUGAACCAGCACCAGCAGACUGAAUCCACGCUCCAGUCGGAAUGGUCUCUCUUCUUCACAACACAAGAAAUAUUUGGUACUCAAGGAAAGGUUAAAUCAACAAGAGAAAAGCGCUGCACAGGUCAGUCCUGUUGUUGGAAAGUCAUCGGUUUCAGCUCCUUGGAGAGGUUUUGAGAAACACUGAAUCCUAACUGCAUUCACACCACGGGUAACUUGACUUAUGAGCAAUUUUUGAAGAUUGUUGGGAUAUCUGAAUGUCCAGUAGUCGUUCACAUUAAAGUGGCUGCUUUUACCGAUGGGAACGUUAUUGAAAUCAUAUCAACGGGGAGCAAAAGAGGAUCGGAAAUCUGAUGACGUCAGUUUGUUGAGCCUAAAGUGUUUGGCUGAUUUUCCUCGGUUGGUCAGCUCCGCAGGAUGUGAAAAACUCCUGAUGACUUGUUGAUUUUGUUGCCCGCAGCGUGAAUGCAGCGUUCGGAAUCCCAGUGCAGCAGGAAAUGGUUGAUCCAUCUGGUGGUAUGUUUCAUGCAAGAGCUCAAAAUCCUAAUUGCACUGUGUUUUAAAAUGGCAUUUGGGUGCCAUAAAAUCCACGCUUCCAAAAAUAAUGAACAGAUGUUUUCACAGCUGGGGAUGCUGUUGCCCGUGUAUCAUACGGCCCGCCUUUGCACUCUUACGUUGUGUAGCGAAACCUGCGCAAAUGUCCCACUUUAAUACUUCCAACGAAGUCAUAAAAGGCUUCCUGCACGUCGUUGAUUGUUCCAUAUUGCCCUCGUAUAGUAAGUACGCUGAAAGAGAAAUGGCCCCAAACAACAUUAGAGAAAAAUGCUGCGAUUAAACAAGUUUAACUGUGGUUGAAUGUAAUUUCCUCUGUGAGCCUUAACAAGGUAUAAAUGACCAAAAACCAUCUGCAUAACAGUGGCAUUUCUACAGACAGAGCCCAUUAGCAAUAUAAUUCCUCAUAUUCUAAUGCAGAUAUACAGGGAAAUGUGUUUCUUGUGCGAUACAUUGCCUUAAAUGUAAUGUGAAAAAUGCAGGGGUACGUAUGGGGAAUUAUAUUAUACGAAGCGGAUAAACCUUUGUGUGUAAAUGUGACCCACCUUUUCUGCUGUGAAUAACUUUAAUAUGAGAAACCAGUGUUGUGUCCUCUGUUGGUCUCCUAACAUGUCUGUUUUAAUGUUGAAGUUAUGAAAUUCCAUGAUUUUGUUCUGUAACUAACUUAUUGAAAUCCACAUCAGAAUGGAAAUAUGAAGAAAAAUACUACAGUUGCUUCUAAUCACUAAAUGCUAUUGAAGGACAAUAUUUUGAAACGUAUUGCGUUCAAAGGAGUGUGCGUUUUAUGACACAAUGGAACCUGUGCUGUAAAUGUCAAUAUUGUCUGACAUUUUAUUCAUUCCAGAUGUUUUGUAAAUGUCACCCUGCCGCGCUGUCAAUGUGUUUUGAUCAAUAACCUGUGGCUUUGGUGUGAAACAUUGUCCUAAUCGUGUCCUGUCCCAUAACAAAGACAACACAUUUCAAGAACAAAUGUCAUUUUUUCAUAGCGGUCAUGAACAACAAAAAAACACAAAUGUGUAUUCUAAGUAAUGCAAAUGGGUGUCCAGCUGUGUAGCAGGAGCUCAUAUCUAUGUGUCUUCACCUGGUUCAUUAACUCCACAUGCUUUGUUACUGUGAAAUCCCAUCUGGAAAAUGGGGGUGUUUGACCAGAUGGAUUCUGAGGACAUUUAUUGUAGAUGAGAUCAUUUCUGAAGGAUCUGCACACUUGUUCUCACGGUUCCAUUUGAAAAUGUGCUAGUCAGGGUAUAUUGCCAUGUCUUUAGCCUCCUUAUAGCUUUAGUUAAUGACUAACAUUAGAACCUUAUGAAUGUUACCGUAUCAUGCUGGCACUUCAUUAGUGGAAGGAGAUGCUACUGAAAUCGGAUGUCACUGUUCAUGACGCCUCUCACUGGGAAGGAUAGACUGCUGCUGUACAAUCACUUUUUACCAAAUAACACUGCCCCCUGCUGGUUCUUAGACACCUAGACCAAACUGUACAAGAAGGCCAAGCUUCCCUUUCCUCUCACACACAACGGUUCAGAAAUUCAUUUUUAAGAUGUCCGAGCAAGGUUUUAGUUAUUCAUGGGGGAUGUAAGUGCAUCAGUAACUUUUACUUUUAUUGUACUGUCCAUAUGAUUAUACAUUUUGGGUGUGUACUUGCUAGGUACACAAACAAUUAAACGCAACCUUGUAAUGGUUCAGAGAAACUAAGGGGAGUAGCAUCGACUUCCAACAUAUUUUCCCCCACAGAUGUUAUUUUUGCUCCAAUCAUUUGUUCUCUCUAAUCAGUAGUAGAAGCUUAGUCGAAACACUAUAAUCUGCUGAGCAGCGGUUCCCACAAUCAUAACACGACGGGAGGAAUUAAAAAUGAUCAUUAACACAAAA
Molecule: messenger RNA, 4764 nt
Organism: Pungitius pungitius (ninespine stickleback)
Lineage: Eukaryota; Metazoa; Chordata; Actinopteri; Perciformes; Gasterosteidae
Exons: 5
Coding region: 381-1808 (475 amino acids)
Biological process (GO): transmembrane transport; monocarboxylic acid transport
Cellular component (GO): plasma membrane
Molecular function (GO): monocarboxylic acid transmembrane transporter activity
Source: RefSeq, a predicted model, not a curated record